This is a messenger RNA of Malaclemys terrapin pileata, 2715 nucleotides long. RefSeq names its product butyrophilin subfamily 2 member A2-like. Gene Ontology annotation, molecular function: protein binding. Lineage: Eukaryota; Metazoa; Chordata; Testudines; Emydidae. The record is from RefSeq and is a predicted model, not a curated record. The transcript is spliced from 9 exons. Bases 196 to 1338 code for a protein of 380 amino acids.
CAGUCUGGAACGCAACCAUGGUUCUUUUAAAAAGUGCACAGAAAGCGAUGAGAAAACUCUUUUAUAGCCAGAAUUAGCUGUUCAACUUGAUAUUUAUUGAAAGAGUCACUUACAAGCUAGCACAACUGGAAUGAGAGCUGGUCCCGCCCUGAAGACUGUGAAACUUCUUGGAAGGACGAAUCAACUACGGCAAAGAUGAAAAUUUCCUCAUUCGGCUGCAGCUCCAGAACCAGCUCCGCUCAGAUGAGUUUGAUCAUUUUCCCCAUUAUUUGUCAUAUCCGGAAGCUGGAAUCAGCCCAGUUCGCAGUGGUGGUCCCUGAUCAUUCGGUCACUGCUAUCGUGGGUGAGGAAUUUGUAUUACCCUGUCACCUGUCCCCCAGGAUGAACGCUCAAAACAUGGAGGUGAAAUGGUUACGACCUCAUCUCUCGUCAGUUGUGCAUCUGUACCGCGAUGGCAAGGAUCGGAAUGAGUCUCAGACCCUAGAAUAUCAGGGAAGGACAGAGUUUUUGAAAGACGGCCUCUCCACUGGGAGUGUCGACUUGAAAAUACACAAUAUCAGACCCUCUGAUGAAGGAUUGUACAGAUGCUUCAUUCGAUCAAGUACCUUUUAUGGAGGAGCCCUGCUGGAACUGAAGGUAGCAGGUUUGGGCUCUGAUCCCCACCUCUCUGUUGAGGGUUACCAGGAUGGAGGGAUCCAAGUGGUGUGCCGAUCGGCUGGGUGGUACCCAGAGCCCGAAGUGCUGUGGCGAGAUCUGGGCGGGCGACGUUUGCCUUCAGUCUCUGAAACAACAUCCCGAAGGGAUAACGGCCUGUUUGAAACGCAAACUGCUUUCCUUAUCACAGAACGUUCAAACCAGAACUUGUCGUGUUGUAUCCGGAACACCUUCCUCAACCAAGAGAAAGAAUCGACAAUUUACGUAGCAGAUUCUUUUUUCCCCAAAGUCUCCAUGUGGAUGGUGUUUCUGUGCAUGAGCCUGGUGGUUUUGUGUGUUUCCAUUGGCCUGAGCCUCUAUCUCUGUAAAGUAAAAGAGAAACUUGUAGCAGAACUUAGGUGGAGACGAGUCCUCACACACCCAGUGAAUGUGACUCUGGAUCCGGACACGGCUCAUCCCCGACUCAUCGUUUCUGAGGAUCGGAAAAGUGUGAGGCAGGGAGACAUUCAGCAGGAUCUGCCUGACAACCCUGAGAGAUUUGAUUAUGAGUGCUGUGUGCUGGGCUGUGAGGGAUUCACCUCGGGUAGCCAUUACUGGGAGGAGGACUGUAGCCCAGAGACUGACAGUUGGGAACCCAGGGAAGGGGGAAAUGGAAGUGAAAAGGAAAGAGGAAAAGGAGGGUGACAGUGAAACUGGUAAAUCCUAUUGAAAGUGAUUGUGUCAUUCAUUACACAGUUCAUCCGCUCGCUGCUUUAGUUCAUGAAAAGGGGGACCUUAAAAAUGCUUUGCACAAAUUUUGGCCACUUUUUCUUUUCUCAUUAUUAAAUAAUCCCUUCCGUGUUACAUGACGGCCUCAUAUUUACGGUAAACAAUUUUCGAUAAAUAGAGCGUCCCUGUCUGCUUGGUGUUUCUCUCAUUUUCAUGAGUUGUUUUUUUUCUUCUUGUGAAUUUUAUUUUGGUGGGAACAGGUAGCAUCAAGGGAUUUGAGCCCUCACUGAUCAAAAUGCCUCUAGGAAAAGCCUGCAUGUGAAUCGGAUGGGUCUGUCGGCAUUACAAAGUGAUGCGUUGCUUCUGCACUCUGGGACUUAGGAUUUCUCCGGAAAAAAAGAUUUGCUCAGGUUGUGGUCACGUCAGUGUGCGCUUGUGACCCUAAAACACCCCUGUAUUCACACCCUGUUGUAAUGAUGUUUGUCCAAAAGUUCCUUGUAAGAUAUCAUUUGAAAACUGAUAGCACACUGGUCAUCAAUAUCAUUGUAAAAUGCCUGUGUUAACCUUAUAUAUGAAGUUAUGAAUUCCAUCUGUACCAUGUUACGGUUAAGACCGAUGUUUAAGACCAGACAGCCUAACCUAGGUAAGAGUGACAAACAGGUCUGUCCUAUACAAAAGAAUGUGGAUUUACCUACAUUUACAUAUUAGCCAUAAACAAAGCUACCACACGAAGGGCUUGUCUACCCUACAGGGUAUGGCGGUAUAAGGUGUGGCACUCUGGGGUGUGAAUAAGCCACCGCCUUGAGUGACAUAUGUUACACCAACUUAAGCGCCAGUGUGGACAGUGCUAGGUCGGCAGGAGCGCUUCUUCCACUGACAUAGCUACCACCUCUCGCGGAGGUGGUUUUAUUAUGCUGAUGGGAGAGCUCUCUCCUGUUGGCAUAGUGUGUGUCCACCAGAUACGCUACAGCUGUAGCGUUUCUCAGGUAGACGAGCCCUAAAACAACAGCCCAAACUGGAGAGACUCAGAAUUAAUGUGGCUCCUGCACCCCAGAGAGACACACAUGAGACUGAAUCCCCAGAAGGUCUUCCUGACUUUGGGAACAUAGCCAGUUCCUUGGGAAUAAAAGGGCCAUCUUGAUCUUUCACCUAACAAGACAAGGGAAACCAGCACCUCAUACUUCGGUGAAAGGUCCCGACUGAGAGACGCUCAGCCGUCAUGGACAACGAAUAAUUGGAGGGAGAAGCCAUCUUAAACAAAAAGUGUAACUGGCGAGAUUAAGUUUUAGCCUUUUAGAUGCGUGUUUUCACUUUUAUUUGCUAGGAGCCAUCUCUACCUCUGUUCUUUUAUUU